Messenger RNA from Porites evermanni, 7269 nucleotides. Lineage: Eukaryota; Metazoa; Cnidaria; Anthozoa; Scleractinia; Poritidae. The record is from the annotation of a GenBank genome assembly.
AUGGCUCCAACUGUUCGCGUAAGUAUUUUCUCUCGUUUCGGGAGAAAAAUAAUAGUACGUGUUCGUACUGUCAUUAGUGCACGCCUUGCUGUUUGUGUUUAUAAAAUGGGUCAUGUAAGUACCAUCGAGAUUAGAAGGGUCAGUGUGAAACAUAAAUGACUGCUUAUGUUUGGCGUUAAAAUAAAGAAAAAGUUUGACUAGGCUUAACGUGUAACGUUAGCGUUACUUCCGAUGUUUUAACAGGGCCCCCAAAAAACUUGAUUUCCAGCUUGUCCUUUUGGCAAGCAGCUCUCAUAUUUUGCUUACCUGAGGCCACUUCUUGCUGGUCUUGAUUAAUGAUUUUGUUUGAGGUUGACUUGCCUGAACCCUUGCUCAUCGGGCAAGCAAGCUUUAAAAGUUAGUUGCCCAGCAAGAAAAUCGUCUUGUACUGGACUACAGGACAGGGUUUUUGUUAGCUGUGCAUUAAGUAUUAAAUAGCCUGUGAGCAAGCUCUCCGGGGCACUCUAGCAGCGGGACAGGAAAAGUGAAGGAGAGCUUGCAGCUACAUCUUUGGAAUUUGAAUAUCUGCAUCCAAAAAGUCUGUGUAAAAUGUUGAUUAGCGGAGAUGACAUUAGUAAUGACGUCAUUACCCUUAGUACAUGUUUUUCUAUGUUUGUUUACAUACGUACUCAUUUCCACUUCACGCUGAUUGGCGGAAAUCUGACGGGUCAGUUGAUUGGGAGCCACAGAGACGAAGUUGGAAGCUCUCCUUCCUUUUCCCACCCAGCCACCAGAGUGCCUCAGAGAGCUUGCUCGCAAGCUAUGAAAUAUGCAAUAAGGAAUAAGACCAACAAUUCAUUACUUGACACCAUAAAGAGUUUACACUGAUUGUUUUUCAUCCUAUCCCUACUAUUAUCCCCUAGUUGUUAAAAGGGAAACAGUUCCCCCAGAAUGGGAGAAACAAAAUACUACACCAUCCUUCCUGAAAUAAUAGCACCCCUUGGGCUGACAGUGCUUGAAACUAACUUUUUUAGUCAGUUGUCCCGGGACUAGUAGUAGGUAGCAUCUACUAGUCCUGAAGGCAAUUCUACUAGUCCUGUCUGCCAUCCAUCAUCUGGUCACAAACAUGUAAUUCACAUUAAAAACCAUAGUAAAGCAUGACUCACUUUUUUAAUUAUAAUGAUAGACACUAAUGAAAAGUAUACAUUGUAAUUUGUCUUUUAUCUUGAGUUUCUAUGGCUAAAAGAAAAUAUUUAUUGCUUUCUUUGCGGAAAGACGAAUUUUUGUUUUUCCUGUUUGGCAAAUUUACACAAUACUGGCAAAACAUUUUUCCCUUCGGUUUCAUUGUAAACUAACCACACAAAAUCAUUUUUCCAAGCUGGUUUGAAGUCUCUAUCCUUCUUUGCCUUUUUCACUCCUGUUGGCUGGGAAUCACCUGUAUUAGCGUUUUCUUCAUCUUUCCUUUCUUCAUCUUCCCUGCCCCUUUUGAAAUGGCAUAACAAAAUCCCAGCGCGAGAGGCCGCGUUUUUCACGAUGUUUUUCGGAGUUUCAUGAAGUUUACACAAUUUGCAGCAGCGUGGACUGAGAACCAAAUGUGGCCCAUUCCCUCACUGUUUACAAAAUGGUGAUUGUAACGUGGAAGUUAUGAGCGUAAACAACGUAAUUGAAAGAACAAUUUUAAAAAUAUUACGUGCUGAUUUAACACAAUGUGAAACCAAGAUCCCCAAGCUAAAACUUCCACUUGCCAUGAGAACGACUAACUCAAAAUUUUACUCGUUUUUUGGCUAAUUUUACUCGUUUUAGACGAGUAAAGGACCGUCAGUUUCGAGCAGUGGCUGAUGAGUCAUCGCCCAUCAGGAAGUUAGGGUGUAGAAAAGGGUGUCAUGAAUUACCAGUGAGGUGGGAGAGGGGUCUUGAAUAUGGUUAUAAAUUUAGGAGACUGAAUGUUGUUUAGUAUAAAGUAAUGGAUUCAAAGGACCAGCAGCACUUGUCCCACUACCCACAUGUUAUUUCUUGAGCAAAGAAUUCAUGAUCCUCUAGGGUUUUCAGGGCUGUCAUUAGGGACUUACCGAUACCAUCACAAUGACAAAGACAACAUCAAAAAGCAGUAGGUUGAAUAGGCAAAACAACAACUUUGCACAUGUAUCAUGCUUUUUUUGUAUAUUUCUUUGCUGUCACUGCACAACUACGACGGGAAAAUGCCUAAUUUCACGUUUUCUGGGCUACGUAUAAAAACAAGCGAUGGCUAAAUUUUCUUUUUCUUUCUGUUAGUGAAUAUAGUAAUUUGGCUCAAAAAGAGUUUGCAUUUGAGCUUGCAUUUGACAAAGUAAAUAAGUUGAAGUAAUCAGUGUCGAGAUUGGAAGAACACAAAUUCACUUUUUAAGUGACAUUUUCAUUGCCGUGGCCGUGGCUGUUGUGGUAUCUUAAACUCCCUAUCACUGGCUGGGGCCAGGGAUUUUACCUAGCUACUAUUAAUGUGACCCCCAACUUUAGAAGGAAAAUGGAAGACAAAUAGAACCAAACAAUAUCCGUAGCUGUUUGAUUCCCCGCCUACUUGUAGCAUUUACCCGGCACCUUAAAAUUUUAAUGACAGCCCUGAGUUUUGCAAAACUUUUUCCAUUGAGUUAUUCCUUGUAAAUUCCCACCAAGAGAAGGAAACAAGGUAACAAAAGUUGAGGGGAACAUGAGAGGAACAAAAUGGUUAAAGCUAAGAGGGGCACUGAUCAUUUUUUCCAAAGCUAUCUUGAAGUUUUCACUUCUGUCAUGCCUAAAGUUUGAAAGGUGUUAGUAAUAAAUAAGCACCAGGAUCGAACGCCAGCACCAUGCUUGACUUGUUAAGUACAAUUUGGGUUGUUUAACGUUUUUGCCCACUUGACAGAUAGUGACCAGAAAUUCACAGGACUAGCUUUAAACAGCAUUUUUUUGGCAAAAUGUGACAUCUUGAAAGGGCUUAACUGAUUGUAUAGCUUGAUAACAACCUGAUAAAAAUGAUAAUUAUCUUUCAAUCUGUACUUGCCCACAGCCUACACCUACGAACAGUACUUCUGAUGAGGGCUUGCCAACGGCUGCUAUUGUGAUGAUUGGUGUUGGAGCCUACCUUGUACUUGUUAUGAUUUUUCUCGUCAUCAGACAGUGUUUAAAGGUUUGUUUUGAUGAGAUGCUGUUCAUCAUAGUGUGCGUCACAGACGAAACUACACCUCCUGUUUAACCCUUUAAGCCCUAAGAGUGAUCAGCAUCAAAUUUCUCUGUGUAAUAUCAAUGCUUUGUAAAACAGAGUGGUCAUGAGAAUUAAGGAGAUGAUCACACAAGAUGAAUUUACUUAAUGUUUUGCCAACUUCUCCUACUACUUCUAUGGGAAAUGAAUAGGGGCAACAAAUGAGAAUUUCAGUUUUGAUCCCAGGGUUUAAAGGGUUAAGUCUGUCUGUGAAACAGUACAGAAAUCCUUGUUCUGGGCCCCCACCUGUGUACCAGGGAUUGAGCGCACACCAUGAUUGGCCACUUAAAAAAUCCAUUGUUUAUUUGCAAUCAGGUUGAAGGGAAAUAAGAAACACACUUCUGGUAAUUCAUGAGUUCAUUGGGGUUCCAGAAUAAGGAUCUUAAUAUUGGUGCUGCCUCUCAGACAUUGCUAACAGGGGUUAGAUAACAUCUGCUACUCAGGCUAGCUCUUUAUAGUCUUAUCUGCUUUGAAGGGAUGGUUGAACCCGCACCCCUGCUCCACCCUAAGGUCUUAUGAUUAUGAUGAUGCAGUCUCUUAAUUCAAGAUUUUUCAAAAGAACAUACAAGGCUGGGCUCAAUUUCUACCAUUUUCUAAAGGGUCACAGGUACUUCUUCUUCUAAAGUUCUUUUAAGUUUUGCAGAGGAACACAUCCCACAUCCCAAUAAUGAAAUCAACAGCCCAGUCAACAUGUUUUACAAUAGUUAGACAAGAUAGCCACCAACAGUAGCAGGUGGCAAGGCCUAAAUUUGUGUGGUUUUUAUUCAAUAUUACUAUACAAUCAUGUAAAAUGUUACGUAGAGGGCAAAUAUCCCAUUUAGAGCAGCAGAAUUGCUUGCUGGUGGGUCAUUUUGACUGUGCUGAAUCAACCUUCAGCCUUGCUAAUGGAAUUUCCAGACCUGGUGAAAACAUUCAAACCAAAAUUGGUCUGUAGGCUAGACCUGACAUAAUAGAUGUUUAAAAAAACAGUAUUUAUCAUAAAUUGUUUUUGUGAAAAAAAUAAUUAGAAUUAAUGUUUAUUGGAAAAAACAAAUUACACAAAGCAGAAGUACUAUAGAAGAAGUUGAACCCUUGUAUAAUCACACAAUAAGAUUAUUACACAGGCUUAACAGUAUCAGCUGAUACAGGGUUACAUGACUAAACCAGUAAUUAAUGUUUAAAAAAAAUGUAUUUGUUGGUAGUCUCAAGGAAUAAGCAUUUGUCCAGCUUGGGUGUCAGAAAUGUGUUGUGGAUCAUGUUGUGGAAGUGAAGAUGACACAGAACGAUGUUGCGUUUGCAGUUGCUUUCUACCAGUUGCAGAAAUGUGUGAUUGCUCAACACCAAGUAAAAAGUCUUGUAUGGAUUCUGUGUGUCCCACAAAACAGGUAGUAGAUGAACUAGUGACCAUGAUCAUAAUUAUAUAAUAAAAUUAUCUGUAUAUUACAUAUCUAACUGAAUUUAAUGAAAACUGCACCAACUGGCAACUCAAGGCCAAACAGCUUAACUUGACUUAAAUAAAGUAAAUAUUGUAUAUAAACUCAGCUCUUACCAAUAAGCCUUCUAAGGUGACUCUCGUCUUGGUUCCUGAUUAGCAAAGAAUAUUCAACUCCAUCAAAAAGACACUCUCAACCUGGUCAUCUCUAGCUGCUUUAAGGCUCUACACAGCAGACACAGCUUGAGUCUUGAGCUAGCCUUUAACAGAGCAUUCAAGGCCAUAUCACCCCCCGCUGACCUGACACAGCCUUGCAGCCAAGCACUUGGUUGAGGGGAAUCCUUUCAUUGGCCAAUCGGCCUGACAAACUUAAAGCAGACACAUGAUCAGUGAACCUAGUCUCCACAGAGACAAACAAACCACGCCACGCUUUUACAGCACCCUCCCCCAUUAGGGAUUGAUAUGGACAACCCUUCCCACCCCAUGGCAAAUAAGCUCAGGGACUGUGCUUGACAAUGAGACCAACCAAGACAGCAAGCCCCCUAAAAAAUUCUCAUGCCAGUCACCAGAAACCUGGCUAUUGCCAGGUUCCCAAAAAUUUGGCUUCUGGUAAAUAUAUAUAUAUAUUUUUGUAUUAAACCUCUCUUUGGGGGUUUAAUUUAUUCAGUGUUUUUGAACUCACCCUCUGGUAGUCUCGGUAAUAUACAGGCAUUCAUCUUUAUAAUUUGCGGAGAGCACUAGACUGGGUGCCGAUUAGAGGCUGCAGCUUAAUUUUUAUAUUCCUGUGAAUGGGGAAAAAUCAUUGCUGGGACAUACUGUAUUUAAGUAUGUCCCAUAUCAAGCUUUAAUAAUAUUAUAUAUACUAUCAUUAUGCUGUUUGACUUCUCAUACCAUUGUGGAAGUCCUUUCUAGACAUUUACAGAUUACAUGUCUCUUCCAGCACAAAGCUUUGCAAAGCACCUUCUCCUUUUCGUCAGUGGUCAAAGAAUAAUUUAACCCAAAAGUCCAAAUUUUACCACUCUGGGCAAGGAAUUCAGAAAAGUUUAAGGAACAUUAUUUUGGUUAUAUGAGCGAUUGUUUUUAAACAGUGGGCUAACUAGUAACUGUUAAUCUAUAAUUAAAUGCUUAAGUCUUUUAGCUCGUAACUAAUAAAGCUGACCAUAUUCCAUUUUGUGCCUUUUAAGUGGUGCGAUAACACCUUCUGUUGUUGUAUGAAUGCGGAGCCUGGUGGAGCCAUGUGUCAGGACUGCAAUGGACCAGAGUGCGCGGUAUGCAAAUGUACUUGUACUUUGUACAUCAUUUGAAUAUUAACUUGUACUUAAGUUUUCAACUAGAAUACAAUAGACUCAAGAUGCAGUUGCCAAAACACUGUGAAGUGAAACUGUGUAAAACUUGUUUGAUCGUUACUUAAUUAUUAUAAUGAGUUGCAUAUAUGUCAAACCAAAAAUAAGAAAUGUAAUCCUUUCCCUGUAGCCACCUGUAACUUGAACUAAUGCUCAUUUUCCUUGGAUGUUCGGUCAGCAAUUUAAAAGUGCAAGCCAGUGCUCUAAAAAUAUUGUAGUGACCUUUCUGCUCUGAGCCUGUGAAAUCCAGUAUUUGCUGAAACUAAGAUUAAUGCAUGUAUGCUAAAUCCAAGAUCCUAGUCACCCAAGAACAAAAGUAAGAUGUCAGAGUCCACUGGGCACUGCUGGAGCACGGCGCUGAAUUUCCUCUUCAGUUUUUAGCUGGUCAUGAAAUAAUAAUUGUGGUUUUACAAUAAUGAGCCUCCUGUAUUAUUUGAUAACCCAAAAUGUCAAGAUGAUACAUGUGUGAUCACUUAGAGAGGCUACAGUAGUAGUGGUUUGAAUGGGAAGACCUUUUUCUGGUAUUUUCCAGGGUAGGUCUUUGCUUAUAAGCCUGCAUUGCAGACGUAAUCUGACCCUGUCUAGGAUCGUGUGUGGAGCAGCACCAAGAUCUUUGUUUUGGGGGCCCGAUGGCCUCAACGAAAUACUAGAAGUGUGUUUUGAAUUUCCCAUCUACCUGACUGGCUAAUCAACAAUGGCUUUUUUAACCCUUUAAACCCUAAGAUCAAAAUUUGAAUUUUCAUUUGUUGUCACUAUUCGCUUCCUACAGCAGGAGUGGGGCGAACUUGAUAAAAUAUCAAGCAAAUUCAUCAUGUGUGAUCAGGUCUGUAAUUCUCAUGACCACUCUGUUUUACAAAGCAUUGAUAUUACAAGGAGAAAUUUGAUGCUGGUCUUUCUUAGGGCUUAAAGGGUUGACAGACCAAAUCAGGGCCCAGAGCAAGGAUUUUAGUGCUGGCUCCCAGGCAGACUUAAACAGGGUUUAGUUUUACCUGUGGCACAGGCAAGUCUGUUAUAGAAGGUGUACGUUAUGGAGGUUUGACUAAAUAUUAUGAUCGUUUACCUGUUAACUUAUUUAUUUCAUUGGUAUUUUUUAGUUGGGUGACUGCAACUGUGCAUGCAACUGUGCUGUUCCCGAGUGUGAUUCAAUCAACUGUAUUUGCUUCAAAAUUGACCUAUCAGGAGGUCAGGCUGGAAUGCGACAGCAACAAGAAUCAAUGAGACUUCAGCAGCAGAUACAGCAACUGCAACAGCUGCAAAUGCAACAGCAACAAUUUCAACUACAGCAACAGCAAAUGGGUUACCCAUCGGGCUACCCUAGAUAA